Molecule: messenger RNA, 1494 nt
Organism: Episyrphus balteatus (marmalade hoverfly)
Lineage: Eukaryota; Metazoa; Arthropoda; Insecta; Diptera; Syrphidae
Exons: 3
Coding region: 1-1494 (497 amino acids)
Biological process (GO): proteolysis
Molecular function (GO): aspartic-type endopeptidase activity
Source: RefSeq, a predicted model, not a curated record
AUGCCUGACACAAUACCUCCAGCUCCAAUUCCUCCAGGUCCGAUUGUCCCUGAACCCACAUCAGGGUUAGUAAACGCGAUUUCAAUCAAAUUGCCCGAAUUUUGGACAAAAAUGCCUGCAAUAUGGUUUAUUCAGAUCGAGUCUCAAUUUUCAACUCGAAAUAUAACCUCAGAGCAAACAAAAUUUCAUUACGUUGUUCAAGCCCUUCCUCAAGACGUGGCCGCAAGUGUUUAUGACAUACUUAUCAAAGAAUCAAACACGCCUUAUGCCAAUUUAAAAAAAACAUUAAUCGAUAGACAUUCCAUGAGCGAAAGCAAUCGCAUAGAAGCAUUAUUAUCAGGCGAGGAGAUGGGGGACAGAAAGCCAUCCGAAUUUUACAGAAGACUCCAAACUUUGGCUGGACAAUCUGUGAUUGUUACAGAAAGUCUUAUACUCGAACUUUGGCGCCGAUGUCUGCCCGCCCUCGUCCAAGCCUCAAUCAAAUCAUCCUCAGAAACAAAAAUAGAAGGUUUACUCAAAAUGGCCGACGAAAUCUACGAGGUCUAUCAGCAACAAAACUCUUCUUUAAAUAUUUCUCUGCAAUCUGAAAGAACAAUAAAUGAACUCACUAGUGCAAAUAAUAAUUUACAAAAUCCAGGUCAAACUCCAGAAAACCUCAAGCAACCAUGUGCUGGUUCCAUAAGAGAUUCUACUGUCAUUAAUGCGGCUAAUGACAGUAACAGUCAAGGUGUUCAAAGCCGCAUCUUCAUAAAAGAUCCAAUUUCAAACUUAACCUUCUUAAUCGAUUCUGGUUCAGAUGUCUCUGCAAUACCACCAAGUAAAGUUACAAAAACCAGUCAGAAAAAACCUGAUCAAAUAAUUUCUGCAGCCAAUGGCUCAAAAAUAGAAGUUUUCGGUACAAAAUACCUCAAAACAACACUCGGUUUCCGAAAAGUAUUCAACCACACGUUUAUCAUCGCAUCUGUCACUAAACCUAUCAUAGGUGCAGAUUUUUUAAAACAAACAGGUUUAAUUGUAGACAUCAAAAACUCCAGACUCAUCGAUCCACUCACGAAAUCAAGCGUGACAGGCACACCCUGCCGACAAAACGUUGCCAGUACUAGGUUUUUCGCCAUUGAAGCACAAUACAAUUCUAUAUUAAAAGAAUUCGCUUCACUAAUGCAACCACCCGAUUUUACCCUCCCUGUAAAACACUCAGUGGUACAUCACAUACUCACUAAAGGCCCAUUACCUAAUUCGCAACCCAGACGUUUAAACAACGUUAAGUUUAAAAUAGCCAAAGAGGAAUUCGAAUACAUGGUGCAAAUCGGCAUUUGUCGACCAUCCUCAUCUCCAUGCGCAUCACCUCUACACAUGGCAGCCAAACACGAAGCAAACGAUUGGAGGCCUUGUGGUGAUUAUCGACGGCUGAACGCCGCCACCAUUCCCGAUCGAAAUCCACUGCCUCACAUUCAUGACUGCAACGCAAACUUACACCAAAGAUCAUAUAACUAG